This is a messenger RNA of Blepharisma stoltei, 2160 nucleotides long. The record is from the annotation of a GenBank genome assembly. Lineage: Eukaryota; Ciliophora; Heterotrichea; Heterotrichida; Blepharismidae.
AUGAAAAGAGGUAGAGGUCGCGGCAAAGCAGAUCCAAAUGCCGCUGAAGGUGAGCCAAAAAAGAAAGUGCCAAAAGAAAAGCCAGUCAAACUUACGUUCAACCAGCAAGUAGAAGGACAGCAAGUGAAGAUGGAUGCCUUAAAAGGAGUUCACAGCGAUGAUGAAGUUGAAAACUUUCUCAGAAAGCAUCUUGGUGAAUCCGAUUCCAUUGCAGAACUUCGCACGCUCCUUGCCUCUUCCGAAAUUCCAAGACCUCAAAUAGGUGCAAAGGAAAUUUGCAUUAAUAUUUUUAUUGAAUUUUGAGGAUUUUUCUAAAAAUAGAGAAAAAAUUUUCAGCUUGAAAAGCGGGAUAAUUUACUUACUUUACCAUCGGAAAAGGAGCAUGAUUAUUUUGUCUAUUUUUAAAAAUUUUUAUCAUUAAAAAAAUGAUGUAAAUCUUCUAAGAAAGUCAAUUUUAUUUAUACAAUAAUGGUCUUUUUCAUUGCAGAAAUAAUUUAAUUCUUCAAUUGUUUGCUUGCUCUUCAAGAAGAUUUAGGAAAAUAAAGAAAAACCUCAAAUAUAAAUAGCUUAAUUUCACUUGUUUUUGAGCUCCUCGAGUCAAAUCCCGGGGCUCUCCAAUGGGGAAAACAAGCAAUCCAGGCCAUCACUGCUGAGACUCUUGCCCCAUCCAAGCGCAUUAAGGACGCAUUUUUCUUCCCAAGCGACGAAUCAGAAAGAAAGCUUGUAGUGUAUAUGAAUAGAGCCAAAAAGACAAUGCUUGUUUGUGUUUUUACAAUAACCAACAAUUGUUUGUCUGACGCCAUUCGAAAUGCAGUUAAAAGAGGAGUAGAUGUGAGGGUGGGUUUUUUUAUAAAAAUAAUAUACCCAAUAAAGGCAAUUUAACGCAAAUAAGAUUAGUUGCCAAUUAUCCUAUAGAUUUUAUAAGUAAAUUAUUUAUGUUUUGGGAAAAUUUCAUUAUGGUAUAAAUAUUUUUUUUAAUUUUUUUAAAAAAUAUUUGUAAUGCCUGAGGGUGAUAUCAGAUGAUGAAUGUAUGAAAAUGCUUGGCUCAGAUAUUUGGAACUUCCAUAAUGAAGGAAUCCCAGUCAGAGUCGACUUAGAUCCGCACGCCCACAUGCACAAUAAAUUCGUGGUAAUUGAUGACUAUUUGCUAUUAACUGGGAGUUUUAACUGGACUAAGCAAGCUGUCAACAAAAAUCAAGAAAAUCUGACUGUUAUUGAUGAUCCAGAUUUAUGCAAAAUAUAUACCAUAAUAAAGUAAACCCCUAUUUUUAUAUUAAAAAUUAUAAAAAAAACGUAUCUCAGAAUAAUUCAGCCUGCACUACUAUAUACUGAAGAAUUCAAUAAGCUAUGGGUCCAGUUCGAAAAAAGUGUCGAAGUCUAUAUGUCUGCAGGGCCUCCAGUAAACCCAGCUCUAGCUGCAGCCAAGGCGAAAAAAGAAAAAGCAGCUUUAGAAGCCAAAGCAGCCUUAGAAGCUAAAGCAGCCUUAGAAGUCAAAGCAGACGGAACAGAAGUGGUCACAACGGAAAUCAAAGAAACCACAUCUGUUGAGGUUACUAAAGAAGAGAAAAAAGAAGACGGAGAACACAAAGAAGAAAAAAAGAAAAGAGGUAGAAAACCUAAAGCAGCUGGAGAAGUCAAAGAAGCCGCAGACAAGCCAGAAAAACCAGAAAAAUCAGAAGAAAUCGCUGGAGAAGAAGAAAAGAAAGAAAAAAAGAAAAGAGGCAGAAAACCAAAAAAUCCUGACGCCCCACCUAAAGAGCCGAAAGUGCCUGGAACUAGAGGUAGGCCAAAGAAAAAGAAGAGAGACUCAGAAGACGAAUUUGAAGACUCUGAAAGUGAAGAAAACAACGAAAUGCCCGAACUGGAGUCAGAUUCUGCACAUGAAGAACCUGAAGAAGAAGAAUCAGAUGAAGACGAGUUCUUUGAUGAAGUUAAAAUAGUGACACACCAGUUAAAAGCUGAAGUAAAGAAAGCAAAGCCUCCCUAAAUCUUUGAUAAAUAAAUAUUUUUUUAAAAAAAUUAAAAAAUUUUAAUUAUUUUUUUUAAAAAAAUAUUUGAAGAAAGAGUAAGCAAGAAAAAGUUGUGGAAGAAAAAGAGGAGGAAGAAGAAGAAGAGGAAGAGGAAGAAGAUAAAGAUAAAGAGGAGGAAGAGGGCAUUUAA